AAUCAGAUUUGGCCCUGAAAAAAAGAAAAAAUAACCAAAAAUCCUCGAAUAAACAAAAAACUAAGGAGCAGGUUGAGGAAAUUGUUAGUGAAAAAAGAACCAAGCAGCAGGUCGAGAAAAAUGUUAGUGAUGAAGAGGAUAAAUACUACUCAGAAGAAUACAAUAAUUCUGAAAAGACAUCAGAUAU
Messenger RNA from Dentiscutata erythropus, 187 nucleotides. The record is from the annotation of a GenBank genome assembly. NCBI's taxonomy places the organism in Eukaryota, Fungi, Glomeromycota, Glomeromycetes, Diversisporales, Gigasporaceae.